Molecule: messenger RNA, 3855 nt
Organism: Engraulis encrasicolus (European anchovy)
Lineage: Eukaryota; Metazoa; Chordata; Actinopteri; Clupeiformes; Engraulidae
Gene: rabif
Product: RAB interacting factor
Exons: 2
Coding region: 851-1279 (142 amino acids)
Biological process (GO): post-Golgi vesicle-mediated transport; small GTPase-mediated signal transduction
Cellular component (GO): cytosol; membrane
Molecular function (GO): zinc ion binding; guanyl-nucleotide exchange factor activity
Source: RefSeq, a predicted model, not a curated record
UCAAUAUUGUAUGGGAAAAAGUGUUAAUGUGUCUCUAUAUGUACGGUAGUUAUGACUCAUUCUGUAUCAUUGUUUCAAUCUGUCGUGUUCCAGUCAGGUGCAUUAAAGGGUUAAAAAUGAAGCCCGUUGCACAUACAUAGCUUGGUACCUGUCAGAUUCUGGAAGUAGACACUUUAAAGAUACAUCAACAAAAAUCGGAUGCCAUAAAAGCGGUGAGUCAAAGAACAUUGGUGAGUCAGGUUUAAAACGAGCAACCCUGUGAUGGAGGCCGGAACUGCAACCGGUAUCUGGUUUCCAGUCGGCGCUUUACUGAUGUUGCACCACGGACCACAGCGCUUGCCACCGACGAGGGAAGAACAUCUACGAACCUGAUGAGUUAGUGGGCUUUGGGGAAUAGUGGGUGAAUUAAUCCGCAUUUCUUAUUUACUGCCAUUAUUUUCUUCCAUCCUCUUGCUUUUAUAUUGAAUCAAAUGUGCCUGUAGUUGUCAACUUGGGUACAGACAACGUGGAACUGGGACUGCUAACUGCUUGACUGGACUUGUACACACCCUCAGCUGCUACAGGAAAACGAAUAUUUAUUUGAGAUAUCAACUGUUUGGCAUAUUGUAAUGCAGCCAGCCUUUUGUAAGCAAGGAUAUUCUCAUAUCGGUCACUUUGGAAUCGGAAGCCGCACUGCGCUAUUUCACAGCUAAUCAUUCAAAAACAUGCAAAAAUAGCCACUUAGCCAAGUGACCACUCAUUGUUUUGAACGGGGGACUUGUUAAGUCAGCUGGCCCGAUCGUCAUUUCACAUCCGUGCGAGUUCUCUGACCACCAUCAUCGUAUUAUCUCCCGAGUCAUCGGCCUUAUAUAUGUCCGCAUCUGUCGGUAUGGAGGAUCAACACGGGCAGAGUGAACCUUCUCCACCGGAGUCCUCUGUGGAUCCAGCCACCCUGGUGUCCGAAGACGGCAAGAACAGCAAGGCGGUGCUGUGCCAGCGAUGCGGGUCCAAGGUGCUGUGUCCGGGGAUGGCUCAGCUGUCAGAGAAAGAGCUCUUCCUGCCCGCCAUGAGGAAGAAGUCCAGCAUCGCCCAAUCCGACGGCUCGGUGGACGGUGACACGCUGACGUCCCAUUGGCUGGUGUUUGACAUGUUCGACUUUGAAAACGUGGGCUUCACAAAGGAUGUGGGCAACAUCAAGUACCUCAUCUGCGCCGACUGCGAGAUCGGACCCAUCGGCUGGCACUGUGUGGACGACAAGAAGAGCUUCUACGUGGCGCUGGACCGGGUUGACCACGCCUGAGGAGUGGGUCAGAACCGCCACAGUCUCUCACACACACACACACACACACACACACACACAUGCGUGCGCACACACACACACAAACCAGACUAACAAGAAGAUCUUUCUGUAUCGCCCUGGACCGGGUCGACCAUGUCUGAGGAAGGGGUCAUAACACACACACACACACACACACACACACACACACACACACACACACACUCACGCACGUGCGCGCAUUAGACUAACAAGAAGAGCUUCUACAUGGCAUUGGACAGGGUGAACCAUGCCGGAAGGGGUCAGACCUCCCCCCUACCUACAAAGUCGCACAUGCACACGAUCACACACUAACAGACUAACAGGGGGAACUAGACUCAAAGGAUGAUCACACACACACACACACACACACAAGCUUACAGGGUGGCCUGGCCUGUCUGACCCAGACCGAAGAGCCAGAACCACCAGCUCUGUAUUGGAUACAGCCAGACCAGUUCUGAACGAACAGCUCCGCUCCGAAAUGGAUUAUCGGACCAGCUCAGAAUCAGUCCCCUCCUCUCCACUGCUCUCCUCCUCUCCAGUUGGGACUUGCAGUGUAUGAAGCAUGACUGAAGUGCGGCUGUUUUGUAUGUUGUAUGACUUUUUUGUGCUCAGAUGUCAGCCAGGUGGUACAACCACAGCACUAAUGCCCAUAAAUUAAUUGGUAAUUAAUGUACAGCAACAAAUACAAAUACAAAUAAUCCAUUAAAAAUUAAACAAAACAAAAAACAUUUACCGUAAUCCAUACAAUAGUGGCAUUAGCCUGUCGUGUGAGACAACCACUAAAACGUCAUUGACCCAUAUGGUAUAUGGCUGUGUGGCUGGUGUAUGUGUGUUUGUGUGUGAGUGACUGGUGUGUGGUGCGUGUGAAUGAUGCCAGGCGUCCUGGGGGAAUACAUGCAUUGUAACACGGUGACUAACUGGCGAUCUACAUUCCCUAAGCUGGUAUGGCGUUUGCCAAAACAGCGUAUACCUGAUAUAUUAUUUGUGUGUGUGUGGUGUGUAUUACUUAUGUUUGUUCUGUGUGUGUGAGUCUAUGAUGUGUAAUUGGCAUACUGGGGGAGUGUGUGUGUGUGUGUGUGUGUGUGUGUGUGUGUGUGUGUGUGUGUGUGUGUGUGUGUGUGUGUGUGUGUGUGUGUGUGUGUAUUAUAAUAACACAUUGAUUAAGUGUUUUUUCUGCAUUUCCCUGUGUAGGCCUAUACUGAUUGUCUUUAUUCUGGUCUUGUGUCUUCAGCUCUAUUGGAAUCAUGAUGGGGAUUUUUAAGGUGAUACUGUGCCAUUUCUGGAAAUAAGCUCAUUUUACACCUCACCUUCAGUUAAGUGAUUCAGCUUUACCUUUAUCCUGUACAUACAGCCAGUUUUUGAGUCUGGUAAUGCAUGUUUUUAACCUCCAAGUUAGCAAUUGUCUUUGAAUCUUAUGGGUCCAGCUAGCUGCUAACAAUGACAGUUGCUAGCUUGGAACUAUAAGAAGCAUCACAAGACUAACCGAGCACGAGCAGCUAAAAAAAAAACAGAAACAGAAGGUAAAACUCAAUUAUUUAACUGAAGCGGAGAUGAAGACUAAGCUUAUUUCCAGAAAUGGCACGGUAUGACUACAAGGCUUGUUGAUAUCUACAGUAGUAACUACAAAUAUAUUUUACGUUCACACUUUUUAACAAGAACGCCUGUUUCUCAUGGACCUCAUUACAUUAUAUUCUAUUACAUUAUACUUAGGUGAUACUUUCAUCCAAAUUACUUACAGCAGCUUACACAGCAAUGUGAGGUAAGGUGCCCCUUGCCCAAGGAUCUUAGGACCACCUCAAGCAGAGGGUAUGUGGAAGUCUAAAAGAACAUUAUUUUGUAGUUCAGAGAAAUCGCUGUUGUCUCUAUAAAGCUAUUGUUGUAGAUUUGGCCAAAUAGUUAAAGAGUUGGGCUUUAGACCAGGGGGUUACAAGUUAGAAUCCCACCCUUACACUUCCUACUCAACUCCAUGGUUGAGAUGCCCUUAAGUUGGGCAAGGCACCUAAUCCCACACUGCUCCAGGGACCAGAACCAAUGUCCUGUAAGUAACUGCAAGUUGCUUUGCAUAAAAUCUCAAAAUGUAUGUGAGCGGCCCUUUAUUCUGACUGGUUGCAUAUAGUGUCCUGAACCUUACACACUUAAAGCAGCAAUUGCAAAGUGGGUAUUUAUUUUAAAAAAUGUAAUUUUCAAGGUGAAAUGGUGAAUAUUACAGACUUCAUUUAGUUUUUUCACAAUUUUUCCUGAAACUGGAGGACCCUGUAUCUCGAAAACACAGUUUCUAACCAGUAUGCAACUUCCUAGGUUUCUAUUUAUGGGAAAUUGCAUUGCAACUUAGCAACGACGUUGUCGAGAAACUCACCCCUGAUGUCUAAGCGCAAGUAGGCUAUUAGACUUGCAACAGUCACUGCAAGUGAAUGCCCCAAAAUAUGAUCUCCAUUGUCAAUAAUAUGUGGAGUGGACUAGAAUGGAUGUUUGUGAGGAUAAAAUAAUAACCUGAUGUCUGUAAAUUUUAUACACUUUGAAAAUUACAUUUAUUUUAAUAAACCCCUGCAUAAGAAUAA